AUGGCCACAAAAUUCUGCUGCUUUCUUCCAAUAUUGAUCCUAACAAUAUUAACUUUUAGUUCUUCUGGAAAUGCUCAAGCGUCUGAGAUAACAAGUUCUAAUGAAGCUGUUCUCUAUGCUUCUCCACCGCCACCAAAUGCAUGUCCCUAUUCUUGUCUUCCUCCACCCACCCCUACCGACUGCCCACCACCGCCACCUUCACUGCAGCAACCAACUCCAACUACUCCUUCAAAGCCACCUUCGGGGCCAGUCAACUACCCACCACCAUUGGGGUAUUAUUUGCCGCCAGAUGGAUACUCUCUCCCUCCACCAGUGUAUGUGUAUGGCCCUCCACCUCCUAAUCCAAUUUUGCCUUACCUCCCAUUUUACUACAAGAAUCCACCACCACCAUCUGAUUACUCUUCGGCUGCAAGUCAUUAUGUGACAAUCAAGCAGAUGAAGAGCAAGUUAUUGAUGCAAGCUGCACUUCUUCUCCUUAUUUGGUGUCAGUAA
This is a messenger RNA of Lycium ferocissimum, 492 nucleotides long. RefSeq names its product leucine-rich repeat extensin-like protein 1. The record is from RefSeq and is a predicted model, not a curated record. The transcript has a single exon. The coding region runs from base 1 to 492 and encodes 163 amino acids. Lineage: Eukaryota; Viridiplantae; Streptophyta; Magnoliopsida; Solanales; Solanaceae.